Macadamia integrifolia is the source of this 1457-nucleotide messenger RNA. RefSeq names its product glucan endo-1,3-beta-glucosidase-like. Gene Ontology annotation, molecular function: hydrolase activity, hydrolyzing O-glycosyl compounds. The coding region runs from base 220 to 1347 and encodes 375 amino acids. Gene Ontology annotation, biological process: carbohydrate metabolic process. The transcript has 2 exons. Gene Ontology annotation, cellular component: plasma membrane. The record is from RefSeq and is a predicted model, not a curated record. Lineage: Eukaryota; Viridiplantae; Streptophyta; Magnoliopsida; Proteales; Proteaceae.
UCUCUCUGUUCUCAUCUCUUCUUAAGAGGUAACUAUCCUCGAAAUGGCCGGUUCUGUUCUUCAUCCCUGUCCUUGAACCUCCGCCGCUGAACACACACCAUAACACCAUCUCUCCCCAUAUAAGAAUUACUACAUGGACUUAGUGAGAUUCAUCCGUAGAGUCUGAAUUCUUCUUUUUCAUCAUCAUAUGCACGAAGGAAGAACAGUCCUUAUAUAGAUAUGGAUGCUUCAUUGCUACUUCUUGUUGGGCUGCUACUGGCCUACUUCAACAGAACAGGGGCACUACCAGGUGUGUGUUGUGGAAUGGCUGGUAACAAUUUACCAACUCCACAAGAAGUUGUGGAUCUCUACAAAGCCCAAAACAUCACAAAGAUGAGAAUCUUUAGUCCAUACCAAGAAAUUCUCCAGGCUCUCAAAGGCUCCAACAUUGAACUCGUCAUGGGUAUCCUAGAGUCAGAUCUGGGAGGCAUAGCAAGUAGCAAUAUUUCCAUUGCAUCUGACUGGGUCAAGAACAAUAUAAUACCCUACUACCCUAAUGUUAGAUUCCGCUAUAUUGUUGUUGGAAAUGAAGUAAAUCCCUUUAUUAAUAGCAAUGCCCAGUACGUUCUCCCUGCAAUGCAAAAUAUUUAUGACGCACUUAAAUCACGAGGCCUAGAGAACCAAAUCAAAGUGUCCACAAUUGUUAGUUCCCAAAUCCUUGUAACCUCUAACCCUCCCUCUAAAGGUUCAUUCAGGGAUGAUGCAAUAUCCUAUAUAAAACCUAUUACUCUCUUCCUUAGACAAAAUGGGUCACCACUACUUGCAAAUAUAUAUCCCUACUUCAUUUACAAUGCAGACCAAGAAGGCAUUGGUCUUUCCUAUGCUUUGUUUACAUCUCAGUCAGUUGUAGCACAAGAUGGUAAGCUUGGAUAUCGAAACCUUUUCGAUUCCAUGGUGGACACUUUGUAUUCGGCUCUAGAGAAGCUCGGCGCCUCUACUAUCGAGAUCGUUGUAUCGGAGAGUGGUUGGCCUUCUGAAGGAGGCAGUGCAGCAUCUAUGGAAAAUGCAGGGGCUUACAAUUCAAAUCUGAUUCAACAUGUGAAGGGUGGCACUCCAAAAAGGCCAGGAAAGGAGGUAGAGACUUAUGUGUUUAACAUGUUUGAUGAGAACAAUUAUGACCAUUUUUGGGGCAUAUAUCUUCCUAAUAAACAACCCAAAUAUGCAUUUAGUUUCAGUAAUUCGGUUUCUACAAAUGACAGUACCACAUCCGAAUCCAAUAAGUUGUUUACCAAAAAUAAAAAUCAAAUGAGCCAUAUUGCCUCAAUUGCUAUGUCACCGUUCAUCACCCUUCUCCUCUUUAACAUGUAAAGAGAACAUAUUUGAGGACUUUCUAAGAGGGGGGAUUAGAUGUUGUAAUUUCUUGGAUAGAAGAACCAAAAGAAUGUAAGCAAAAUGAAGGACCUUCUGUCUUUUGUUUA